This is a messenger RNA of Esox lucius (northern pike), 2484 nucleotides long. RefSeq names its product dynein regulatory complex protein 1-like. The record is from RefSeq and is a predicted model, not a curated record. Lineage: Eukaryota; Metazoa; Chordata; Actinopteri; Esociformes; Esocidae. Gene Ontology annotation, cellular component: axonemal dynein complex; axoneme. Gene Ontology annotation, biological process: cilium-dependent cell motility; axonemal dynein complex assembly; regulation of cilium movement. The coding region runs from base 81 to 2183 and encodes 700 amino acids. The transcript is spliced from 17 exons.
UCUGGAAUGCGCUGCGAGCUCUCACUGACUACUACUACAUUCACGGAAGGUUUUAAGAAAACGUUUAACAAGAUUACAGUAUGAGUGAAACCGGUCACCAACAUAGUACAGGUGACCCUAGCACCAUUGCUGACAACUUGCCCACAGAUCAACAAGAAACUGUAGGUCGGCAUGCAAGCAAUUCCUGUUGGUCUGGUAGUUCUUUACAAUCUGUGGAGACCAUGGAGGAGAUGCAGAGAGAUUGGACCGAGUUAGUAACCAACAUCCAGGUUGCAGCAGAUGCUAGGGAGUCCCAGUGUCGGGCAGAUAUGUUUGAGGCCGGCAGACUCAGGGUGGAGAAACUGGAAAAUGAGGCCAAGUCAAGCCUGGAGAAGUGUGAGGAAAUCAUCAGGAAGUGGACGGUGACCAAGGUGAAGGAAUUCCCCCAGGACCUGAGGGACAGUCUGAACAGCCAGCAGCAACUGUGUGCCCGGAUCAUAGAGGACAAAAACAAAGUAAUCCAGGAGCUACAGCAGGAGAUAAAAUUAAGCGACGACUGCUUUGUCAAGGAUCGGAAGACACAGGCAGAACAUAUGGACCUCAUAAUUGACAGGAUGGAGGAGCAGGUCAAUUUCUUGAUGGGCUCCUACAGGGAUGAACUGGUCCAGUUUGAGAAUUCCCUUGAGCAGGAGAGGAGGAUUCUUUUGACGGGGAACAGGAGGAAAUGGGAACAGCACAUGGAGGAGCGUCGUCACAAAGAGUUGGAGAAUGCUAUGCAGAGAAUGAGGAGAGUGGAAGAAUAUGACAAGUCACUCCAGCAGCUGAGGACAUCCGAAGCAGAGGACCUGAUCAAACUGGACACAGAUCAGAAGAUGCAGCAAAUUAAGGCCACAUUACAACUGAGACAGGAGACACACCAUUAUUGCUUAGAGGUGAUGAAAAAUAUAGAUGGAGACAACACCAUUGUGAAAUCCCUGAUGACGGAAAAAAUCAACAGAUGGCAGGAUGUUGUGAGCAGGCUGAAGAUCAAAUGUGCCAAUGAAGAGAAGCUGGCUUGGGAGGUGUACCAGAAGCUUACUGAAGACUACAAGCUCAAAAUGCAGCAGUACAAAGACCUGCAGAAGAAGAAGCAGUUAGCGGCUAUCCAUGCCAAGAGGUUUGAGGAGAUUUGGCUGAUGAACAAGGAGGAGGUCAAGGCGCUGGUGACAAAAGCCCUGGACACAGACCGGUUAAUCCACGAACAGCUGCUGGGUCUGUCUUGGCAGCCCCCGCCGUUGGGCUUCAUGGAACAAUGUGGCUCCCUAAAGAACCAGAGACAGGCACAGAGCACUGCGUGCCAGACUGCUGCCGAGCUGCUUCGGCCUGAAGGGACCAGUCCAUGUCACCUGGGGAAGUACAAGGAGGCUAGCGCUGGACCUAGAGAUGUCUGUGAAUCAGGAGCAGGGCAGGAGACUGGGAGCAGCAAGACCAAUAGGGUUGGAAGUGGGGGAAAGAACAGCGGGACAGUCUUGGUCAAGAAGAUCCAGGAGCUGCUGUGCGACAAGGCGGGUUUUCUGAUAGAGAGUCAACUUUUUAAGAUUCUCUCUCCGCUAGAGAAGGACGAACAGUGUCUCAUGAAGAUGGACUCCAUCUUCACUGCCAUGGGAAUUGAGAGCAAGGAGGAUGUGCACAAGCUGGCAAUGUUUUUCACAAAUUACCGGCAGCCGCAAGGGGAUCCUUACCUUACCCAGGAUGUGUCUGCCAGAUGUGGAGCUGUGGCCAGUUAUCAGGAGGAGGCAGGAGAGCGGAGCUACUGCAGUCCAACAUCUGACCUAAUGAACCCCAAUGAUGUUCUUGUGGCCCUGAAGGCCUUCACUGCCUAUCACUGUCGGCAUAGUGAUGGACACGAUUGUGUUUCCAGAGAGGUGGUUGCCCCUAAAGAUCCCAGUAUGCUGGCUGUAGGAGGGAGGGAUAACUCUGAAGAUGCAGCCUACUGGAAGGCCAUGGCUGACGUCAUCCCAGAGGCCAAGCUCAAGGUCUGGGAUGCCCUGGAGACAGCACUCAACAAAUAUCAUGUUGUUCUGACCGAUAAGUCCAAGCUCAUCAAAGACACACAACGUCUAAGGCAGCAGAAUGCAGAGCUACAAAAGCUGCUGCAACAACAAGCCAACUCCAGGGUCAGACCUGGGCAAGAUAAGGUCCACGGGAUGGAUCCAGCCCGUUAAGUCGUUCUAUCCGGCCCACGGUGACGGAGACACUUCUUGCCGGGAUGAUUUCGGAGUGUGUAUAGUUUGUGUCAGAGGCCGUCCUGGAGCUCAUCAUGCCUGCAGUUGUACGUUUUCUUAAAAUACACGGGCCUCUGCCUCCAGUGUUGACCAAACAAAGCAGCCAUGUCAAGGUCUGACAGGCAAAAAGUCACAUUGCACAGAUUUUAUGGGUUCUAUACCAGGCACUCCAAUCCCAAAUGUGUUGAAAGUGAUCAUUAGGAGUUUGGUCAUUGACAUGGGUAAUUCCUCAACCUCUUCC